Messenger RNA from Mytilinidion resinicola, 745 nucleotides. RefSeq lists its product as uncharacterized. The transcript has a single exon. Bases 1 to 549 code for a protein of 182 amino acids. The record is from RefSeq and is a predicted model, not a curated record. NCBI's taxonomy places the organism in Eukaryota, Fungi, Ascomycota, Dothideomycetes, Mytilinidiales, Mytilinidiaceae.
AUGGGUUGCGCAGGCGGCUCUGGAGGCGCUGAUUGCGUCCGCCGGGACCCCGGCUGGCGGCGGUUUCGUGUCGAUAGGCUGGCGGCAUCCCGCUGUUUGCACGGCCCUGGCGGCUUGUUCCUGCAGAAAGACGGCUCAAACCUCACUGAUUGGCUGCGGCGCCACUUGUCCCGGGAGGUCGGUGAGGCCAUCAAAACCACCUCCCUCCUGGUCUUCCUCGCUCUCCCCACCGCGCUCACAGUCACUCGUUUCGAAACUGCCACUGUCGUUUGUGCUAGUGUUUCCUUUCCUAUACUUCACGACUCCAUCUCCCAUUCAUUCCACCUAUCCGCUAUUACCUCUCGUGUGUCGCUAUUGACUGACGCCAACUUCACCUUCGUUGCGCCCGGAAUCGACGACUUCACUCUUUCCUUCUGCACCGCUGUCUACAUCACCGUCGACAACUGCCCGGUCGCUAUUCUCUACUACCUACCUUGGUACUACUCCUUGCGCAACCUUCGGCUGGUCUCGAAUAUACACCGCGCCAUCGUCCACCUCGUACACUGUUGAACAUUGUACAGCGACGCCUAGACUAGCAUUCUUCGGGUCCCCGCAGAGACCAACUCAACUCUCGAACAAAGUCAUUGUCAUGUCUGCUCGCUGACUUGGCAUUGUUCGUCUCUUUGUCACUUUGUCUUGUCACAUUCACCACCACUAUUCAUGACAAUACACCUGACAAUACAACCGGUCCGUUUAAAUAUAUCGC